AUGGUGAAACUUUUGAAGCAGGAUCAAGAGUUUGUGUGGAAUGCAGAGCAAGCGGAAUUGUUUGAAGAUUUGAAAUCAGCAUUUGUUUCGCCACCGGUUCUAGCACUGUACGAUGGUUCCAGGGACGUAGAACUGCAUACUGAUGCAUCAGCGGUUGGAUUAGGGGGUAUUUUGCUGCAGUUAAAUGUCGAAGGCUGGAAACCAGUCAGCUUUUUCAGCAGGAAAACGAGUGAUCAGGAACAAAAGUAUUUCAGCUACGAGCUAGAGUUUAUCAACUAUUCAUCCUCAAACGUUGAAGCUACCAACAUGCAGAUGAACAAUGUUGAAGUUUUCGCCGCUUUUCUCACUCAUCAUCAAACGGCGCAGCAACUCACGGAGCGCUUCGAGCAGCUCGAGAAAAAAGUUGCUACUGAUCGGAGCUAUCGCUCGAAACAGUUGCUCUUGCGAGUGUACUCCGCACUGGCAAAGAAUGCUUUUGCUUCCGGUGUUUCUAAAGAAGUCGACAAAGUAUUCGUACGGUCGUUUGGAACGGUUGUGGCCAACGAAGUUGUUCCCCUUUGUGUAAUGAAAAAGUUCUUUGACGAUCGGAGUUUUUUGGAAGAAAUCCUCAGCUGCUUCGCAGCAGUAGUUGGCAAUCCUAAGUUGACGUUGGUUCCAUCUAUCAUGGACAACAUGCUGGAGUUCCUUAGUAGCAUCAACAUAAAAAAGUGUACGGUUAAGGAUGAGGACGAGAAAGCAUUCUACCAGCUGCAUCGGUUAAUCAGUGACGUUCUAUAUUUGAUGAUGAUCAUUAGACCCAACUACGUCGCAAAUCGUCUUCCGCAGUACUUUUAUGUUUUCAACGGAUUGAUCGCAUCCGUUAUAUGCUACAAAGAGGACCACCCACUUGAGAAGCCUUUGAAUAGCUUCGAGAUUCUCACACUGUCCGAUCUGUUGUUACCAUUGGAAAAGAUCAUGAGUCACGCUGCCAAGAAGGUCGACAAGGAUCUGCGCAUCAUGGCACCGUACGUGUUGGCGCAGGUUAUCCAUUUUAUCAUUCAAAGUUAACGACCGGCGACCCUGCACGAGAAGAUUUGUCUAACUAAAAUAUCUUUUGUGUACAACAUCUGUUAUGGGUUGAUUGAAAUUUACGACAAACACUCGUCCAGCUAUCUGCUGAGGACGUGUGACGAAGCUUCGAAGAACGUAUAUACCGAGAUAGUCAAAGGUUUCCGAAAGUAUAGGUCGUUCAAAGGAAAGAUCUAAACAGGUAAGUAUAAUAGUAGUUAGGUUUUUUUUUGUACAUAACUGCAAAGUAAAAAUUAAAUAUUUUUGAAAUAUUGUAAUGCAA
Armigeres subalbatus is the source of this 1330-nucleotide messenger RNA. RefSeq lists its product as uncharacterized. The record is from RefSeq and is a predicted model, not a curated record. Lineage: Eukaryota; Metazoa; Arthropoda; Insecta; Diptera; Culicidae. The transcript is spliced from 5 exons.